Messenger RNA from Physeter macrocephalus (sperm whale), 663 nucleotides. RefSeq names its product endoribonuclease YbeY-like. The coding region runs from base 155 to 649 and encodes 164 amino acids. NCBI's taxonomy places the organism in Eukaryota, Metazoa, Chordata, Mammalia, Artiodactyla, Physeteridae. Gene Ontology annotation, molecular function: metalloendopeptidase activity. The record is from RefSeq and is a predicted model, not a curated record. Gene Ontology annotation, biological process: rRNA processing. The transcript has a single exon.
AAAGGCCACAUAUUAUUCCAUUUGUAUGCAAUGUCCAAAACAUGCAAAUCCAUACAGACGGAAACUUAGAUUAGUGGUUGCCUGGGACUUGUGGGAAAUAAAGAGUGAUGACAAAUAGGUACAGGAUUUCUUUUGGGGCAGGGCUUCGACGGUGAUGAGCUUGGUGCUGAGGAACCUGCAGCGGGCGGUGCCCCUGAGGCGGGCGCGGCUCCGCGAGAAGGUGCAGGCAGUGCGGAGAGCCCUGUGGGUGCAGAGGUUCGACCUGGGGGUUGUCUGUGUCGACAACAGAAAGAUUCAGCCGAUUAAUAGAAUCUACAGAGACAAAAAUACCCCAACAGAUAUGCUUUCCUUUCCAUUUCACGAGGAUCUGAAAGCAGGCAAAAUUCCCCAGCCUGAUUUUCCAGAUGACUAUAAUUUAGGAGACAUUUUCCUGGGAGUGGAGUAUAUCUUCCAGCACUGCAAAGAAAAUGAAGAUUACUAUGACAUCCUGACUGUGACUGCCACCCACGGGCUCUGUCACCUGCUGGGCUUCACACACAGCACGGAGGCCGACUGGCAGAAGCGGUACCAGAAGGAGAAGCAGGUUCUCAAGGAGCUGAGCAGGCACAAAGGGGCCAGGUUUCAGCCCCUGAGCAAGGGCCUCUUCUGACCGAAGUGCCACAG